UAUUCUUCAUUCAACCCACAAGAAAAAUAGUUUGAAUUGAAAAAUUGGUGUUUGCUUCCUUCAGGUGUCUUGGUCUCCAAUUUCAUGGCAAAACAUACUCUAUGAAAUGCUAAUAAAUACACCACUUCUCUCUCUCUCACACACAUCACACGAAUCAUUCAUCCAUGACUCCUACUACUAACAAACCUUCAUCUCCGAACCAAUCGAUUCAGCAGCGUAGACUUGCUAGACAGAGGAUGUUGUGUUACCCUAACGAUCAAGAAGGUGAAACCUUUCAUUCAACGGUGGCUGUUACUAUUUCGUUACCGGCUUCUCCUCGUCGUUCUAGCUCUUACAGUAGGUCUUCUUCUCCUGUUUUUCCUCAACCGCUUCCGUUACCGUUACCGGAAUCGCCGUUGACCAGACGACCUGAUAAUCUUGCUACGUUACCGACUUCAAGGUUAUUAAUUAGUAAAGAUACUAGAAAACACUCUCAUGACCAUUUAGAUGAAGCUAUUUCCAACUUGAAGAUGCAAUUUACUGCUACGAGUACCCCAACUAGCAUAUUCUCCAGUCCUAUUACUAGUUCUGGCAGAUUAAGCAGUGGAAAUUUAUCCGAUCCUGCCAUCAAUUUUCCUCGAGAUUUUAAUGACAUUUCGAGGCUUCCCGCUAAAACUUCUCAUAGCUCGGGGAGCCACAGUCCUAAACAGCAAAACACUAUCCAAGGGGGGUCUCAUUCUCACCACUCUAAGAUUUACUCCAGGGUGUCGUCUGAAAAUAACCGUGCCGAUGCACAUCCACUGCCCCUUCCACCUCCAACGAGAGCUUUACCACGGCCACAACAACCAAUGAAGAGUCAAUGGCAGAAAGGAAAACUAAUUGGACGAGGAUCGUUUGGAAAUGUUUAUCAUGCAACUAACCUAGAGACUGGAGCCUCAUGUGCCAUGAAAGAGGUGUAUCUGUUUCCCGAAGAUCCUAAAUCGGAUGACUAUUUAAAGCAACUCAGCCAGGAAAUCGGGACUCUUGGUCUGCUACACCACCCCAACGUUAUGCAAUAUUAUGGCAGUGAAUUAGUUGGUGAUCAAUUGUGCAUGUAUAUGGAAUAUGUCAAUCCUGGAUCACUUCUGAAGUUUAUGCAAGAACAUAAUGGGGCUCUGACAGAACCCGUGGUUCGCAAUUUCACUAGGCAUAUUCUCUCUGGAUUGGCGUACUUGCAUAGUACCGAGACUAUCCACAUGGACAUUAAAGUUGCGAACUUGCUAGUGGAUCCAUCAGGCAUUGUCAAGCUUGCAGAUUUUGGGGUGUCAAAAACUAUGACAGAGAAAUCAUAUGAACUAUCGCUGAAAAGAAGUCCCUACUGGAUGUCGCCAGAGCUCAUGAUGGCCACCUUCAUGAAAAAGACCGAUCCCAGCGUCACCACGGCUGUUGAUAUAUGGAGCUUAGGAUGCACCGUCAUCGAAAUGCUGACCGGAAAAUCCCCAUGGAGCGAGUUUUCAGGGAAUCAAGUCGUGUUCAAGGCACUGAACAGAUCCCCGGACAUACCCGAGACAUUAUCGCCGGAAGGGCAGGAUUUCCUUGAGCAGUGUUUCCAAAGGAACCCUGCAAACCGACCAUCUGCAGCAGUGCUUCUAACACAUGCCUUUGUACAAAAUCUGCAUGAACAAGAUGCUAUAGUUCAGUCACUAGGCAGCCAUAAAGAACAGACCCUGCUCAAAGAUGAAUCGCGUAAACAUGAUCCAGGAAACAGUUCAAAAGUUAGCCGUGGUGUAGCUCCAGCUUUCUUUCGUGCACGAAUUUUUCGCAAAAUUCAAAAUUUAAUCGGGGGAACUGGAAUACGGAGCAAACAAGCACUCGAUAGGACCACUUCCAUGUUUUGAAGUAGCUUUUCUACCACUACCAUGAAUAGGAACUUCAUCAUGGCACAAUCCACAAAAAAUGUCAUAUCAUACCUUUAGUUUUAUAGAGGAUUUCAAUAUUUUGGAUGUUAGGUUAGAUCUAUAUGGCAUGUUUAAGCUUUUAGCUUACGAGUUAUCAUUAUGUUUGAGAUGUUUUGUUGGAUGCAAUUGUUUUGAUAUUUUGGGUGUUAUGUUGGAUGUUAUUUUGGA
Messenger RNA from Lathyrus oleraceus (garden pea), 2084 nucleotides. RefSeq names its product mitogen-activated protein kinase kinase kinase 5. Lineage: Eukaryota; Viridiplantae; Streptophyta; Magnoliopsida; Fabales; Fabaceae. Bases 165 to 1856 code for a protein of 563 amino acids. The record is from RefSeq and is a predicted model, not a curated record. The transcript has 9 exons. Gene Ontology annotation, molecular function: ATP binding; MAP kinase kinase kinase activity. Gene Ontology annotation, cellular component: cytoplasm. Gene Ontology annotation, biological process: protein phosphorylation; MAPK cascade.